AUGAAGGGUUCACUUUUUUCUGGGAGCAGGCCUUCAACCCCCCAUUCCUCACAUCAGAAUUCUGUCUCUCCACAACGGAGGAACUCACAGGAGAUGGCUAUGGAGGAUAUGGUGGACCAGGCAGAAUCCAUAAUAAGGAGAUGGGAUGUUGACCAUCAGGAAUUCUCACCCCUAUUUGCCGGCAACAGAAAGGAGGCCGCUCUCCUUCUCGAGGCGGUGGCCGGCCUCCAGAGCGCCAUGCAGUACUACGUUAACCUCUCUUCCAACUCUCACAAACUCAUCACAGCCCAAAAGCUGAUGAGGAUCGCCAUCAAGAGACUUGAGAAGGAGUUUUACGUCAUUUUAUCUUCCAACCAAAAGAAUCUGAAUCUCGACUCCGAAUCCGUCUCCACCCACUCAUCCACUUCUACGCUUUCUGACUUUUCGGAGGACGAAAUUUCCAACUCGGUCGAGAAAACUUCGGAUAUGGCCAUGGCGGACCUCAAGAGCAUUGCCAACUGUAUGAUUGGUUCCGGAUACGGCAAAGAAUGCGUCCGCAUUUACACACUCAUCCGGAAAUCGAUAGUCGAUGAGACACUCUACUAUUUGGGGGUGGAGAAAUUGAGCCACUCUCAGAUCCAGAAAAUGGAGUGGGACCUUCUCCAAACCAAAACUAAAUCCUGGCUGCACGCCGUGAGGGUCGCCGUCAAAACUCUCUUCCACGGUGAGAGGAUCCUCUGCGACGUCGUUUUCUCUUGCUCGGAGAGAAUUUCCGAGUCGACCUUCGCGGCCAUCUCCACAGACGCCGCCGUGACUCUGUUCGGCUUCGCCACGAAUUUAUGGAGGAGCAAGAAGGUUCUGUCGCCGGAGAAGAUCUUCCGGGCGCUGGAUAUGUACGAGGCGAUCUCGGAUCUGUGGCAGGAGAUCGAGUCGGUCUUCUCGCACGUGUCGCUGGCGGCGGUGAGAUCUGAGGCGGCGGGUGCGCUGGGGAAAAUCGGGGAGGCGGUUAGGGUUAUGCUGGCUCAAUUCGAGGCGGCGAUUAAGAAGGACACCUCGAAAGCGCCGUCCAACGGCGGCGUCCACCCGCUCGCCCGCUACGUGAUGAAUUUCCUCGUUUUCAUCGCCGAUUACAGCGGGGCGGUUGCCGACAUAGUGGGCGAAUUUCCGGUGAGUGCGUGGACGCCUCUGCCGGAAGCGUAUUUCUCGAGCCCCAUCUCCGGCGGCGGAGAGGAUCCGUCGGUGGGGGAGAUCACUGCUAGGCUGGCGUGGCUCGUCCUCGUCCUCCUGUGCAAGCUCGACGCCAAGGCGGUGCACUACAACGACGUCGCACUGUCCUAUUUGUUUCUGGCCAACAACCUAAACUACGUCGUUUCGAAGAUCCGGAAUUCCAAUCUGGGGCUCCUAAUUGGAAUCGAGUGGAUUUUGAAAAACCGGUCAAAGGUCAACCAGUACUUAGCCAAAUACCAGAGGAUGGGUUGGAGUGAAGUGAUUUCCUCAAUGCCUGACGAUCCAACGGCUGAGAUUAGUCCGCAGGAGGCCAAGGAACGGUUUAGACGGUUCAAUAAGGGUUUUGAGGAAGCAUACAAGAAGCAGAUUUCAUGGGUCAUUCCCGACCACAAAGUACGGGACGAGGUCAAAAUAUCCCUUGCCAACAAAAUUGUCCCGAGCUAUCGGGCCUUCUACGAGAAGCAUCGAGAAUAUUACAGCAUGGAGGUUGGCGUCGAGGCAAUUGUCAGAUAUGCCCCCGAGGAUUUGAACAAUUACUUGUCCGACUUAUUUUUUGCUGAUGCUGGUGGGACCGGUGGAAGUACGACGUCGUCAUAUGGGAGCUCUAAAUUAUCUUCGCAUGGUCGUUGA
Molecule: messenger RNA, 1836 nt
Organism: Striga asiatica
Lineage: Eukaryota; Viridiplantae; Streptophyta; Magnoliopsida; Lamiales; Orobanchaceae
Source: the annotation of a GenBank genome assembly